This is a messenger RNA of Zea mays, 443 nucleotides long. RefSeq lists its product as uncharacterized. The record is from RefSeq and is a predicted model, not a curated record. The transcript has a single exon. Lineage: Eukaryota; Viridiplantae; Streptophyta; Magnoliopsida; Poales; Poaceae. The coding region runs from base 18 to 386 and encodes 122 amino acids.
UAGCUAUUUACCGACCAAUGCAGCUGAAUCCCCGGCAGACUGCGAGCCAGGCGGCGAAGAGGAUUGUGAGGAGGAGGAGAUCCGCAAGGAUGACCAUCCAGAGCUGCCGCCUCCACGUCCAGCUGGGUCCGGCCCGCCCCCGGUGCGAGGCUCGAUCCCUCUUGGGCGUGGUCCGCGCGGCUAGGUCAGCGUCCCUCCGCGCGGCCUCCUCCUCCGUGUGGGCCUCCGCGGCGGCGACCUCGUUCGCCUCGCGCGCGUCGUCGCCCGGCGGGAGUGGCAAGCGCAGCGCUAGGCGCGGCAUCUCGUCCCGCAUCUGGGCCUGCGGGGCGGCGAGCCGGGACGGGAUUUGGCGGGCUGGCGGCGGCGACCGACCUUGGGCGGUGUAGCGUUCGGCGGGGCGGCGCGCGGUCUGUGUUUAGGCGGCGGCGCGCUGGGCAGGAACG